AUGUUGGUAGUAAAGAUGAAAGGCGAGAAUCAGAAUGCUUCUCUGAAGAAGAGGUUGACAGAACUACAAGAUGAGAUUAAAAGAUUGAGCGAAGAACAAAAAAAAAUUGUGGUAAGAGUGAGAGAAAAUCUAGUCAAGUCAAACCCACAAGUACAGCAACAGCAGCAGCAGCAGCAACAACAGCAACUACAGCAGCAGUCACAGCAACUACAGCAGCAGUCACCUGUUACCCCUAUUGCCACAAUAGGCCAAACUCUAACAGCCAUAGGUCAGCCUCGGAUUGUCAGCUUUCCGACCCAAGGAGGAGCUACUAUUUUACCAGUAGGGAUGGUUGCGGUACCUUUAGCUCACAUGCAGCGUCCUGUAGGGGUGACCCUGCAUCCAGGAAACACAGGGUCCAUGUCUCAGGCCACUAGCAUCUCUUUGAUACCUGCUGGAAUCAUCCGCGGCGGCUGCAACAUCAGCCUCAGCCCCAUCAACAGCGGCGCAACCAUCAGCCUCGGCAACACUGUCAGCGGGAUCAUCCACGGGAGUAUCGGAGUCAGCCACCUCAGCGGUACUAACCACAUCAACACCACUACAAAUGGUAGUGUGGCAGGUUCACAUCUGGGCGUUGUUGAAGGUUGUAAUCAGAAUACUCAUCCAGCUAUUUCCAGUGCUUCAAAUGGUGCUUCCCUGGUCAGUACGGUCAUCCCUUCUAGUGGCACAGCACUGACUAAUCUUACCAACAUGACUAAUCUCAUUAUCGGGACUAAUAUUAGUAACGGGCAGAAUGGCACCAGUCACCCGCUGUCAUCCAGUACAAUGAUUAGUGGUAACUGUGCAGGUAUUGUGCCGAACACCUCCACAGUUCUUCCGAUGGCUGCAGCCACACCCGUCAACACAAUAACUGUCAGCAGCUCAGCACCUGGCAUAGUCAUAUCACAGUUCCCACAGCAACCUCUGGUGCAGCCACAGCUUCUUCAGCAACAGCAGCAGCAGAUCCUGCAGAUGAUACAACAGCAGCAGCAGCAACAACAGCCGCAGCAACGCCUGGCCUCUCACACUCCUAUUAAAGUACCACAGUAUACUGCCUCCAUCAUCCGACCUGCAGCCACUUCCGCAUCAGUCCAGGUAAGAGACACGAGAGUUGUGUCCUCUCCGACUGCUUCCAUACCACAGCAAGCCAAACCUGCCAUCAGCAAAGAGACCACAGUUCUCAAAGAGCAACUAUCAGCAGUGAAAGUGGAAGCAGCUAAACCCCACCAGCAGCAGCCAGCCCAGCCACAGACACAGCCACCAAAGCCACCCCUGGAAGGUCCAGCAGAGCAGCCCAUGGUGGAGCAGCCCCCAUUGGAGCAGCCAGCGGCAGUGGUUGUUAGUCAUGAUCAGGAAAAGUUGGGAUUUAUGAAAGUGUUGGACUUGUACACCAUUGAUGCCAUCAAAGAAGUGAUGAACAGAAGAAUGGAGCGGAAACGUCGAACAACAGCCAACCCUAACUAUAGUUUUGGAUUUGAAUUUACAUUUGCCAUCAAAAUGCUGUGGACAAGCGUGAUUAUUAAUUCACAGUCUGAUUUUGACAUGUUUGUGUGUACUAGAGGCAUUUGUCACAGUAUUUGUAACAGUUGCCAUAAUUUAUGCAGAGUGACCUAUCAUAGUUUAUGCCAGGUAGGGGAUAUUACCCUUCCCCCUCGGCAUUUGCUCAUUUU
Messenger RNA from Candidula unifasciata, 1688 nucleotides. Lineage: Eukaryota; Metazoa; Mollusca; Gastropoda; Stylommatophora; Geomitridae. The record is from the annotation of a GenBank genome assembly.